This is a messenger RNA of Syzygium oleosum, 1836 nucleotides long. Its product is annotated as vacuolar cation/proton exchanger 3. NCBI's taxonomy places the organism in Eukaryota, Viridiplantae, Streptophyta, Magnoliopsida, Myrtales, Myrtaceae. Gene Ontology annotation, molecular function: calcium:proton antiporter activity. Gene Ontology annotation, cellular component: plant-type vacuole membrane. The transcript has 12 exons. Gene Ontology annotation, biological process: calcium ion transmembrane transport; intracellular calcium ion homeostasis. Bases 107 to 1456 code for a protein of 449 amino acids. The record is from RefSeq and is a predicted model, not a curated record.
CAACACUCACACAACACACAAACAGAGACACAGAAAACGCUGUUUCAUAGCCAUCCUCCAGGAACACACGCACACAUCGCUCCGACGACGGACGGUUCUUCUCGGAAUGGCGAACAAUUCGUGCAACGAGGCGUGGGUCAUCGAGAACGGCGGCCUCAAGGUGUCGAGCAAGGAGACGAGGCCCGGCCGGACGGCGCACAACAUGUCGUCGUCGUCGCUGCGCAAGAAGUCCGACCUCGCCCUCGUCUCGAAGGUCCCGUGCCGCUCCCUCCGGAUGCUCCUCGCCAACCUCCAGGAAGUCAUCCUCGGGACCAAGCUCUCCAUCCUCUUCCCGGCCAUCCCUCUCGCCGUCGCCGCCGAGUUCUACGGCUUGGGAAGAUCGUGGGUCUUUGCUCUGAGCCUCCUUGGACUCACCCCUCUUGCCGAACGUGUCAGCUUCUUGACAGAGCAAAUUGCUUACUACACCGGGCCCACAGUGGGAGGGCUUCUGAAUGCAACCUGUGGCAAUGCAACCGAGCUGAUAAUAGCCAUAUUUGCCCUAAGCCAACACAAGAUUGAGGUGGUGAAGUACUCUCUCUUGGGUUCCGUCCUCUCCAACCUCCUGCUUGUCCUCGGCACUUCGCUGCUGUGCGGCGGUCUCGCCAACCUCCGGAGAGAGCAAAAAUAUGACCGGAGACAAGCCGACGUGAACUCCCUCUUGCUGUUGCUGGCGCUGCUGUGCCACCUGCUGCCGAUGCUGUUCCGUUACGCCGGCGGUUCGGCCGCCUCGACCGCGGACCCGACACUCAACCUCUCGAGGGCGAGCAGCGUGGUCAUGCUCCUCGCCUACGUCGUCUACAUCUUCUUCCAGCUCGUCACGCAUCGCCAAUUGUUCGAAGCACAGGACUCUGAUGAAGAAGAUGACACGGUUUCUGGUGAAGGGGCAGUGAUAGGGUUUUGGAGUGGAUUUGUUUGGCUGGUGGGGAUGACCCUUGUCAUAGCUUUAUUAUCCGAGUAUGUUGUCAACACAAUCGAGUCGGCGUCGGCUUCGUGGGGCCUGUCCGUGAGCUUCCUCAGCAUAAUCCUGCUGCCGAUCGUCGGGAACGCGGCCGAGCACGCCGGGGCAGUCAUAUUCGCUUUCAAGAACAAGUUGGACAUAUCUCUAGGCGUCGCUUUGGGCUCGGCGACUCAAAUUGCGAUGUUCGUGGUCCCUUUUUGUGUGAUUGUUGCUUGGAUAAUGGGGAUUAAGAUGGACCUCAAUUUCAACCUUCUUGAGACUGGCUCUCUUGCUCUAUCAAUCAUCGUCACAGCUUUCACUUUGCAGGAUGGAACUUCCCACUACAUGAAAGGAUUGGUUCUCCUGCUUUGCUACGUAGUGAUUGCAGCGUGCUUUUUUGUCUUAAGAACUCCCCAGGAUCUACCUAACAUGAACAACUUGGAGCUCAAUCUACCAACUGAAGUAGUUUUCAGAGCUUGAACCAAAUUCGGGCACCCGCUCGAUGAAGGAUACGAGGGCUCGGAUGAGAGGUUAACUAAACCGGUGAUUCGUCGAGAGGCGAGGAGGAUUUGUUAUUCUUUCGAUUGCGUUGAUCGAUUGGUUCGGUUCGAUUGCUCGAGAGGAGUUACCGGGAAUUUUGCUUCCAUCUAAGGGUUUGUUCAUUCGUCUUGAUGAAGGUGGUCUAAAGGAAGAUGGGAUUCAUGGCCUUUUGGUAUAUUUAAGUGUGGAUCAUUUAGGGUUUUUGGUUGAGUGAAAAUUUUUGUUCCUCAUUUCAACUUGGAGUGACGUGGCAAUGCAAAAAAGGGUGAUACAAUAAAUAAUAGUCAAUAAAGGAAGUCUCUUCCUGUUGUUUUGUUUUA